Molecule: messenger RNA, 785 nt
Organism: Gymnodraco acuticeps
Lineage: Eukaryota; Metazoa; Chordata; Actinopteri; Perciformes; Bathydraconidae
Exons: 4
Coding region: 116-772 (218 amino acids)
Source: RefSeq, a predicted model, not a curated record
UUAGCGCAGCCCAGACCUAAAUCCCCCGCGCCCCUCCCCCUUCACACGCGGUCACGUUCAGGGUUCACUGUCACGUCACUGAGGCUAAAGAGACAACGCUUUAUAUAUACAGUCUAUGCUAACAACCGACAACAGUUUGCUCCAAAAGAUGGCAGAAAUAGCCGGAUCGUCAUCCAGAGAGGAAAUCCUGAAGGAAAGUGGGCCUCCCGCCAUACUUGGACAAGGUCCCAAUGUGUGGAUAAUAGGGAGCAGCUACGUUAGACGUGGGGAAGAAAGAGCCAGACACACCAUGGGAAGCAACCUGGGUCUCAAUUGCCGUGUGUGGUGGUUUGGCAAGGGUGGUCUGAGGUGGAGGAACCUUCUUCCCUUUUUCUAUCAGUCCUUGAGAGGAAGAACAGUCCCGGAUGUCUUGCUCAUCCACUGUGGCGGCAACGACCUUGGCAACAUCAAAGGUGUGGAGCUUGUCACAGCGAUGAAGCAGGACCUGCUUUCCCUCAGUGACAACUUCUCAGAGAUGAAGAUAAUUCUAUCUUCUAUCAAUGAGAGAUGUCACUGGAGGAAUGCCAAUCCGGGAAAGCUGAACAAGGCCAGAAUGUGGGUGAACAGAGAGAUGGGUAAAUGUGUUAGUGGUUUGGGUGGAGAGAGUGUAAGGCAUCCUUGCAUUAAGUUUGACUGCCCUGGCAUAUUUCUAAGAGAUGGAGUUCAUUUCACCAAUUUGGGAAAUUAUAUGUUUUUAAGUAACCUUAAACAGUCCCUUGAGGCUACAAUCUAAAGUGGUUCUGCAU